Molecule: messenger RNA, 4938 nt
Organism: Aspergillus terreus NIH2624
Lineage: Eukaryota; Fungi; Ascomycota; Eurotiomycetes; Eurotiales; Aspergillaceae
Exons: 9
Coding region: 1-4938 (1645 amino acids)
Molecular function (GO): protein binding
Source: RefSeq, a predicted model, not a curated record
AUGUCAAUCGUUAAUGAUUCCAUUUGGGCCGCCAACCCCUCUACCGCGAGGGGUCAGCCUACUCAGCUGUCCUCGGACUCCAAGGGUGAGCGGCUUGCAUAUGCGUCCAACAAAUCCAUCUUUAUCCGUUCCAUCGACGACCCCGCAGUCGCCAGACAGUACAUCGAACACAAGGCACAGACCACCGUCGCUCGCUUCUCUCCCUCUGGAUUCUACGUCGCUAGUGGUGACAGUACCGGUUUAGUCCAUGUCUGGGACUGUUGUGGCGAGGGACUCACAAAGGGCGAGUACAGUAUCAUCAACGGUAGAAUCAACGACCUGGCCUGGGACGGUGACUCCCAGCGCAUCAUCGCCGUCGGAAACGGGAAGCAACGCUAUGGUCAUUGCAUCACAUGGGACAGCGGAAACACCGUCGGAGAAAUCAUCGGCCACACACAGCAGAUCAACACGGUGUCCAUCAGACAGCAGCGCCCCCUCCGCGCGGCCGCUGCCGGUGACGACAAGAACAUCGUUUUCUACCACGGCGCACCCUUCAAAUUCAACACUAGCAUUCGUGAAAAGCACUCCAACUACAUCUACGGCGUCUCAUUUAGCCCGGACGGUUCGACGUUGGUCAGUGUGGGCGCGGACCGCAAGAUCUGGCUUUACGAUGGCAAGACCGGAGAGGCGAAAGGUCAGAUUGGGGACGGCGAACACAAGGGCAGUAUCUUUGCGGUUUCGUGGUCGAAGGAUUCGCGUAAGUUCGUCACUGCCAGCGCGGAUCGGACGGUCAAGAUCUGGGACGCUGAAGCGGGCAAGACCACGCAGACCUGGCACAUUGGAGGAGAAGGAAGCACAAAUGUCCGUGACCAGCAGGUUGGAGUCGUCUGGCCGCCGGCUAGAAGCGACAACCUCCUGAUCAGUCUUUCGUUGAGCGGUGAUCUGAAUUACCUUGUCGAAGGCACCCCGGAGCCGCGCCAGGUGGUGCAGGGUCACCAAAACAGUAUUACAUCUCUGACACAAAGCUCUGGCAGCGGCCAGGAGACCCUGUGGACGGGUAGUUUCGAUGGUAGAGUCUGCAGCUGGGACGUCCCCACUGGCGCUGGAGAGGAGAUCGAUGGCGACAGUCAUUCGGCAUACAUUGCAGGCCUGACUCCCACUCAGGAAGGCAAUGGCCGGAUCUACAGCGUCGCAUGGGACGAUACCCUUCGAUCGGUGGACGUUGGUGCCAAGACGUACACUGGAACUGCUUCCAAGCUGGCGGGGCAGCCUAAAGGUGUUGCUGCCGGGGAUGGCAAGGUGGUGGUUGGAACCACUGAGAGCGUUGAGCUCUAUAAAGACGGACAGAAAGCCGGCGAGUUCAAGCCCAAGUUCCCCGUCACUACUGUUGCCGCCCAUGGUAGUGUCGCAGCCAUCGGAGGCGAGGACUCCACCGUCCAGAUCUGCGAUAUUUCCGGUUCCAGCUUGUCACCAAAGGUUGACUUCAAGCCUUCGCGCAACCCCGUCUCAGCCCUGGCUUUCUCUCCAGACGGCUCCAUGUUGGCUGUGGGUGAUUCUCGAGGCCGGGUACUGAUCCACAAGGUUGCGGAUGGCAGUGUUGUCACAGAUCGGUGGACGGCGCAUACAGCGCGGAUCACGUCGAUUGCUUGGAAUGAGAACAACACCCAUGUUACUAGUGGCGCGCUGGACACCAAUAUCUUUGUGUGGAGCUUGACCAACCAGGGAGAUUGGCUCCAGGUUCGAAACGCCCACAAGGAGGGCGUGAACGGCGUCGCAUGGAUUGCGGGAGGAACCAAGAUUGCCUCUGCUGGAGCGGAUGCGGCGGUCAAGGUGCCCGACAACUCCAACAAACACGGGGACCGCGACACCGUUGAGCAACACCAUGGACUCCGACAAGCGACGUUCGUUUUACCCACCACCGGUCAACGACUGAAAGGUCUGGUUAGCCUACGAAAUCCAUACUCUGCCUCGAAUGGCGGCGAGCAUGAAGAGCGCCGCGGUCUUCUGUCGGGUGAGAUUUCCGCGCAUCGCGACACUCUCCCGCAGCGGGCGCGGAAAAAAGCCAUUGACGUAGGGUCCUGGGUGCGGGCGUUUGUCACCUCAGAACAAGGAAUUGGGGUUCUCAAGUGCAGUCUGGCAUAUUUGCUGGGAUCUCUUGCGACAUUCGUUCCGCCUAUUGCGGCGUUCCUGGGCAAUCAAGAUGGCAAGCAUGUGGUGGCUACCGUCACGGUGUACUUCCACCCGGCAAGGUCGCAGGGGAGCAUGUACAAGGCUUUGAUCUGCGCCCUGCUGGCCUUCCUCUACGCCGCCUUUAUCUCCGUCACGAGCAUGUGCGUGUCCAUGUUCUUCCAGGACACUCUGGACCUGCUCCCGCUCGGUCAUGCGGUCGUCCUAAUUGUGUUUUGCGGCGGCGGUCUGGGAUUCGUCGGCUGGACGAAGCAGAGACUCGGAGAUCCGCUCGUGAACGUUGCCUGCUCCCUCGCGUCCCUUUCGACGAUCACCGUCUUGACGAAAGAGGGAAAGGUGCAGAGCGGGGAUUUGUCGUUUGACAAGAUCUCCCAGGUGCUGAAGAUGGUCGUCAUGGGGGUCGCAGCCACCAUGGCGGUGUCCUUCGCCAUCUUUCCCAUUUCCGCGCGGAAAAAGCUUCGCGCCAACGUCACAACCGUGACCGGCACCCUGGCGACCAUGCUGGCCCUGAUCACCGAGAGCUUUUUGAGCGGGUCGGAGGAGGAUCUGCAGACGCAGGAGUACAUCGUCGCCGCUGCGCGCCAUAAGAAGGCAUAUGGUCUGCUGGACAAUCUCGUCAAGGAAGCGAAACUGGAACACUUCGUUGUCGGCACGGAGAGGGAGUACCGGCUGGAAAAGACGCUCGUUCGCUGGGUGCAGGAUAUUACUCAUAACAUGGGAGGCCUGCGCAGUGCGGCGCUUCUUCAGUUUCAGCUCCUAAAGCAAACCAAUCCUGCCAGUCCACCUCAGUCGAUCAGGCCUGGUAGCGAGAUGAAUGGGAUUGGUUCUGAGCCCAUGGGCAGUCCUUGGUCGGUGCAUGAAGAACGGGCCUUCUUGGAGCCCAUCGAUGAACGGCCGGAAGAUGAGGAAGAAGAGGAAGUGCCUGUUUCUGCUACUGAUAGAGACAGGCCGCGCUCAAAUCCCGCUCCAGAUACGACGGAACUGGACCCUGACCAUGUUCUUCUUCCUGCUGAUAUCUUUGCCAUUUUCAUUAGCCACCUGGGGCCGUCUAUGCGGUCGCUCGCCUUUACCUUAAAGGAGAUUUUCAAGGAAAUUCCGUUCAAACCAGGCCCCGAUUACAAGGUGGCCGUGAAUAGUCGCUUCCGGACCAGUCUGGAUCGUGCGCUGGAGCUGUAUCGGGAGUCCCGUGAGGAGGCGCUGAAGACAAUCUACCGGCAAAAGGAAGUCAUUAAGGUGCAAACGAUGGAGGUGGAAGCAGACUUGGAGGAAGUUUCGGCCAGUUGCGGACAUUUCAGUUUCUCACUGCUGGAGUUCGGCGAGCAGUUGAAGCAGCUGCUGGCAAUCCUGGAUGAAUUGCAACUCGAAUCGGAAGAGCGUCCCAAUGGGAGAUCGUGGAACUGGCUGAAAUUCUGGCGCUGGCGACAGCAGUCCAGCGAAACUGAAGCACCGUUGGCGGAACAGGUCGCUAUACCAAACGGUGCGGAAGCCCGACUGAACUCAUCCAGUUCCAAUGCACCCUCCUCCACGCGCAGGACUCCAUUAGAUAAGUCUGCCAAAGGAACCCUCACAUAUCGGCUCUGGAAAUCUCUGGAGGUGUUUCGACGGGACGAUACCAAAUUCGCCAUCAAAGUCGGCACAGGAGCGGCCCUAUUUGCGUUGCCGUCCUUUCUCCAGUCGACGAGACCGUUCUACUCCCACUGGCGAGGCGAGUGGGGCUUACUGUCCUACAUGCUUGUUUGUUCCAUGACGAUUGGGGCCUCCAACACCACCGGUUAUGCGCGAUUCCUGGGUACCUGUUUAGGUGCCGUGUGCGCAAUCAUCUCAUGGUAUGUGUCAGCCGGGAACGUAUUUGCACUGGCCUUUCUGGGAUUGCUCAUGGCUACGUGGACUUCAUAUAUCAUCAUCGUGAGAGGCCAGGGUCCCAUGGGUCGGUUCAUUAUGCUCACAUACAACCUUUCGGUGCUAUAUGCCUACUCGCUUACGCAGAAGGAGGGACAUCAUGAUGAGGACGAGGGCGGCGACAAGCCGAUCAUCACUGAAAUCGCCCUCCACCGCGUGGCCGCUGUUCUUGCUGGCUGCAUUUGGGGUAUCAUCAUCACCCGCAUCAUCUGGCCGAUUAGCGCACGCAAGAGGUUGAAAGAUGGACUGAGUCUGUUGUGGCUGCGGAUGAGCCUGACCUGGAAAAAGGGUCCGUUGUCCACGAUGGUGAACGCCGCGGACCAGCCUGGAUUCAUGACUCCGCGGGAGAAGCUGGAGAUUGAGCGGUUCUUGUCACGUCUGGAGGGCCUCCAGGCAUCUGCGCGGUCCGAAUUUGAGCUGCAGGGAGCCUUUCCCGAUGCCGCAUACAGCAAUAUCCUCCGUCGCACACGGAGCAUGGUGGACGCUUUUUUUGCGAUCAAUCUGGAGCUGGUUAAGAACAUGACCGCUUCGGAAGGUGAACUUGCGAUUCUCCGGUAUACUUUGCAGGAACGACGGCAGUUGUCUUCCCGGAUCAGCCAUCUGUUGUCUGUCAUGGCGUCGUCUAUGAAGCUUGAAUACCCUCUUAACGACGUGCUGCCCAAUAUUGAACAUGCCCGCGACCGACUUCUGGCACGUCUUUUCCGGUAUCGCAAAGACCUGGAGGCGUCGCAUCUGUCCACCGACGAAGACUAUGCGUUGCUGUAUGCGUACGUUCUCGUGACGGGCCAGUUGUCCAAGGAGAUUGAAGAGAUCAUGGCGGAAAUUGGGCGGUUAUUCGGGGUGUUGGAUGAGGAGGCCGUGAAGCUGGACUAG